GGCGACGAUCGUUUGGACCGGAGGGGACGGGAGGACCGGUCGCGCGCAGUUGGCCGCACCACUGUCACUCGUGCACGCGCGCGUCGUUAUGUAAUCCGCUUCGCGUGAUCACGCGCGCUCCAACGAUCCGAAAAUCGCCAUUAAAUUUUCGCCCAAUUUCUCUCCUCUCUGUAAAACCGAUUCCUGGGAAACGUUACGAGCGAGUCGUCCGUUCCAUGCUGCUUCGAAAUAUAAUCGUUACGAAGAUAGGAUACGAACAUCGAUCCAAUCAUCCGAACCGAGAGAUUAUUCUCUCUCCGUAGUUCGAUGCUCGGUUAAUCAACGAGAGAAAGAGAGAGAGAGAUCGGCAUCAUCGCGAGAAACUUGACCGAUCCGUUAGAGGUUAAAGGCUGUUACACACCGCCAUGAGACCGCGUCCGAGCGUAAACGUCGCGGCAUCAUCGACGUUUCUCGACGUUCGAGAGUGGACGAGGGUGCGGUGAGGAAGAAAGAAAAAAGGGAGAAGGAGAAAAAGAGAGAGAGGGAGAGGGAGAGACGAAAGGAUCGACGACGGAGCGAGGGUGAGGAGGCAGAUAUGGAUGACAAGGUGCAGAAUGGAGUGGAGGCCGAGCAGUGGCUCCCAAUGCUGGAGAAGGGAGAAAAGAGAGCGAGCUCGGUGGGCAGCGGAGCGUUCAGGUUCAUCCGCACGCGCACGAGUAUCCGGCGGGAAUUGAAGAGACAGUGCAACAGGAGCAAGAACGGGGGGGAUUCGUCGACGACGGGGGGGAUUGGCGAGGCGGGGAACAACGGCGGCGGUGGCGGCGGAUUGGGGAAAUGGCUGCGCGAACAUUUGGGCGGCGGGUCGAAGAGCUGUCAGGAGGGAUGCGGCCCGGCGAAAACGAAUAGCGGGGGCGUGAUGCUCGUGGAAGCGAGUUGUGGAAACGAGCGAUCGUUCGGGAAGGGUGCGUACACGCCCUCGCAGAAUCUGUACUGCAGCCUGCCGAGGGACCACGGCCGGCACGGGUACAACAGCGGGCGAAAAGCGGGUGGCCACGGGUGGAACUGUGGCAAGGCUCAAGGGCAGGAACGGCAACGAUGCGCCGCCACCGGAAUGAAUCAUCACGAGAAGAUGACCGCUUUCGCCGACCUUGGCACUUUGACGAGGGGAGGGCCGAUCUACGGCAGCGAGGGGAAGACACCGAGGAAGCGAAAUCGCGAUCGACGAAGGCAUUCCCUGAACGAGAUCCACGAGCAGGGCCGACAACGUCGUAAGAGGUGUAUCCCGGAUGGCGGGGACGUUGGUUACACGAUGACGGAAUUGCAGCCGUCGCCACCAGGAUAUCGAGUCCAGGAUGAGGCCCCGGGCCCACCUUCCUGUCCUCCGGCCUCGUACAAGUACGCGAGUCACGGCCACGGUAGCGAGGCUGCCAAUUUCAAAAGUACCUCGUCGUCGUAUCCUCAGGAAGGGUAUGGUGGCCUUAAGCAGAGCCCGUCUAGGACGGUACCUCCUAACGAGUAUUAUCGGCGAAGAAACGACGGGAGGAGAUCCACGGAGAACGAGCACGAGGCUGGCAACGCAACCAAGAAAGCCACGAUUCCCGGUUACAACGAAAGUCACAAGAAGAAUACUACGAGCUACAAGAACGACAGCGGGUACAGCGAGAGCCUUGGAUUCGACAGUUACACGCUCCCUCUCAAUGAAAGGGACGAGGCAUCGCCACCACCAACGCCGCCGGUCCGAGACGCGUCUAGCCUCAAAGGCGUCUGCUACGGGCCCGGCCACGAGAAAUACCCGUCCUGGCCGAGCGCGCCCGAGAGACAUCCCGACGAGGAUGUUCACGGGUCGGGGCACAGCGGAUCCCAUCGUUCCAAAUCAUGGACCGAUCACACCAAUUAUCCCAAGGAGAAACCUGCCCAGUACACCAGACCGCAUACCAAGAGGCCCAAUCCCGCGUUCACGCAACAGUUGAAGACGGUGAUGGAACGCUGCGAGAAGAUCCCGGCGGAGACUUUCGAGUCGCGUAACAGAGGCAACGUAACGGAAGAGGAACCGAGAUUGUGGCCUCGCGUGGAUCGCGAGGGCAAAGCUCUGGGUGACGCGGAAUACGUGGUCCCCUCUCCGCCCGAACGCGAGCAACCUCAGACAGCUCAGACUCUCAGCCAUGCCGAUCUCGAGGCCUACGUUAGGAGUUAUCAGGUGGAUCCUCAGGUGUCCCAGGUGGACAUUUAUAGAGAGUCAACUCUAACGCAAGCAGGCCUCGAGGAAUACACGAGAGUGCAACAUUCUCAACAAGCAAGCUACGCACAAUCCGAAGGUUAUCACAGUUACGUGUCCAGUGUCGAUUCCACGACCAACACUCCGUUCCUCGACAGAUUAAGAAGAGACAGCGAGGCAGUGGCGCAAAGGCCGACAUCCACUUGGGAGGACUCGACCUCGAGAGAAGGAAGGGACAGCGUGGUGACGACGUCGAGCGGAAGCGCCUCGAGCAGCGAGACUCUGAAAUGGCACGGAUCGAUGUCGGAUGUGAGCGUGUCGAGCGGGUUGCCGGCUCGCCAGGAUCGUACGUCGGAUCGAUGGCACCACGGAUCGUUGUCGGACGUGAGCAGCGUGAACGGUGGAGUUUUAUCCCAGAAGGCCGGGAGCAACGGUUGUCGCGACAAGUGGCAAGGAUCUAUGAGCGACGUUAGCACCAGUUGCGGAUUGUCACCGACCGCAAAGGGGAGACACGGGGGUGAAAAAUGGCCGGACAAGUGGCAAGUGGUUUCGAUGAACGAUCGUAAUAAACAGAGUCAGGGUAGAUCCAGUUUACCGGCUGUGAUCAAUCAUUGCAACGCAUCGAGCAACGCGGCCGACGUUUCGUCCGCUAUGCGAGAGAGCAAGUGGCAAGAGUCGAGUAUCGACGAAGAGUCAUUGGUGGACAAGUCGCAAGUAUCGUCCAGUGGGGCCACUGCGUCCAUGCAGUGGGACAAUUCGAUGAGGAUCGAGGGUGAUAAGUACGGCUCGUUGGCUCAACCGAUGCCUCAAAGUCCCAUACGUCAGCAAAUCGGUAGCACGACGCCCCAAAGCCCGGAAAAUUGGAAUCAUCCUAUACACGGGUCGAUGUCGGACGUCAGUCAGGUCAAUGGAUUAUCGUGUAGCAAACAAUUGAUCGCUCAUAGCGCCAGAGUCCAGACUCCCCAGAGACAUCACUCGGAGAGCGUCUUGUAUUUGGAUCGUGAACGAAAUCAACGCAAACUAUAUCCCGUUGCAACUACUCAACCUCAACUCGACUCCGCGCAGACUUCGCAGAGAAUGCCACCAGCAUUGCCGUCUCAGCAAAUUUCAGUAGCAGAGCGCAUAAAUGAAUUAGAGAAGCAACAACAGCAGCAGCAGCAACAGCAACAGCAGCAGCAACAACAACAACAGCAACAAAUGCGUUACACCUAUCUGGAUCCGGAGAAGCGUCACAGAGUGUCGGAUCCAACGUUGAAAGCGAUACAGAAAAAAGCUCUGCUCUCGUUCUACGAGAGACAUCAUCAGGCAUCCUGGAGAUCGGAACCGCAAUUGGCCCAGGGAAGCCAAACGAUCGCCGCGCCCCAAAGUCCUCCGCCUCAACCACCUCCGCGACCCAGGCCACCGUCCUCGAGAAGAGCCAGCUCCGCUUCGGAUUACGCGAGCGGCGCUUGGCGGGAAAACGGGAAUAGAAAUCAGAAUCAAGGGAACGUGGGGGAACUGUCGAGUCCCAAGCAUCAACACAGCAACAGUUGCGGCAGCCUUUCCACGGACCUGCUGGGCCCCGUGAUAGUAGGGCCUGCGAUAUCAAUAGACGAUUGGGUGCCGGAGAGACCGCCCAAGAAACCACAUCUGAGAAACGUUUACAACGAUCGCGUACCCAGCCCCGAUUUGCCUCCACCCUCACCCCCAACGGUAACCGAAAACGAGGUUCACGAUUGCGACGAUCCGCUGCCACCUCCGCCACCAGAGCUGAGCGACGAUUGUUUCAACGAUGCAACGACCACGGCCACGACUGCGACCGCGACCGCGGCCACGACCGCUCACCACCAUCACCAAUCGUCCGAAGAGUCGAAAAUUCGCGAUAGAUCUUGCGACAGACACAAGUUGGAGAGACACUCGAUCAGAAGAUCGAAGCACGGAUCGAAACGGGAUUACGAGAAACUUUCCUCCGGAAAAUCUUCUCCGAAUUCGGCCGCGAAAACCAGCAUGUCCCACCAGCAGGCCGAGCAGGAGCAACAACAUCAAUUCGUCAGGGGUGGCAUAGCGUUGAAACACGUGGAAUCCGAGAUGGUGUUGGAGAAUGGGGUCUCGGCUGGAUUCGCCACGCACAGAAUGGUGGCCACCGGUCGUUCCAGCUUGAGAUAUCCGUCCGCGCAAAAGUUAAUGAUGAACGGUAGAGUGACGCCAGCCAGAAGAAUAUCGGAGGAACGAGGUUUUUCGGCCAGACCUCCGGCCCAAUUGCCCGAUCUUAUCUCGCAACGAUACACCGACUCCGGGAAUCAGAGGCCAGCCCCCCAGGUACCCGUCGAGCCGAGGAUCAUUCGGCAAGAAUCGAUGCGAGUGGAUGGGACGCGAAUCGACGUUUCCGGGACGUUGCUCAGGAACGAUUCCGCUCAGAGACUGGAAUCGUCUUCCGGUCAGAGGCCUCAGCCCCAAGUGGCUAAAAACGCGGAUAAAAGUGGCUCGAACAAUCAAACGACCAGACCUAAUUACUUGCCCGUUCCGGAAAACUCUAAGUGCGCAUCCAAGUAUCUGGAGACUGGGAAUCACGGUUUCACGAUCGGUAGCCCGGUGAAGACGGGCUACGAAGCCAAUUCCAAGAUGUAUCCAUCGGAAUCGAGCCCUCAGAAGUAUCACGAGCCUCCCAAAUACGUAGCCAAUAAUCACCAUCAAUCACAGCGUCACAGCGGGGACGGGACACAAAGGGGGAAUUAUUACGCGCUCCCCCCCAAGUAUAUAGACGCACCGAAGCAAAAGCCUCAACCUCAAUGUCCCACGGAUAGAUACGGCGGUUCUUCCAACGCUUCUCCGAGUUCUCCUCCUCCUCCGCCUCUAGCGCCAAGACAAAACACCGCGAGUAGAAAGUCAUUGCCACCACCGCCCCGACCGGCUCCUCCGCACGCGCUGCAAGGGAGUCAAUCGAAGGCCUCUUAUCUGGCAUAUCGGCGAGAACGAGGUGCGCCUGAUACCGAAGGUAGUUACAAGAGAACCAUGUCACCGACAUCUCGCCUAGAGGAUUGGCCACCGCCACGGGAUCACGAUGAUCCGGUUCUUCUUCGCGUCACGCCUCAUCAUCCGUUGCAGCAUCAUCACCAUCACCAUCAUAACAAUCACCAUCACCAACAACAACCGGAGCUUUCCAAAUCGCACAGCGUGGACGCUCUUCAUCACCGGUUAGAAGAACGAUCGGCGCAACAGCAACAGCAGCAGCAGCAACAACAACAACAACAACAACAACAGCAACAACAACAACAACAACAACAAAAUUCGGCUGAGAUGAUUGGAAAGUUGUCGCACGAUUUGAACAAGAAAUUGCAGUUGAAUGAUGCGAGAUCACGAACCAGUGAGAAUAAUAAUAACGAUAAUUUGGAGGACCGACAUCAGCAUCAUCACCAUCAUCAUCAUCAUCAUCAUCAUUAUCAUCAAGAGAGGAGACACGAUUAUGAACAACGUAAGGAACGACAGUCCCCUCAGAGUAUCGAAGUUCUUAACGAUAGAAAUCGACAGUUGGAACGCGAACGCAGGAAGUUGGCAGCUAGUUGCGAGCCUUUAUCUCAGAACAGAGAGAAACAGAAUCGGAGUAUGGAAAUACCUUCUUCGGUGGUCGAAGAAAAUUUGUUUCGCGAACGGAGCGCCACCAUUGAGAUGACCUCACAGAACAUCGAACUUUUGAAUCGACGUAACGAAAAGAGAACAAACGUUACAUCGACAACGACCAGCACGAUCACCACUUGUAUCACUACAUCGUCAACAACUACUGCAAUGACGAUCACAACUGAUAGUUGUUGGCCACGCAGCCUCGAAGUGCAGAGUUCCAUCGAAGCGUCACCUGUUUCGGAAAAGCCUACACUACCGACCAGUUCUCCUCCAAGAUCACCGGAUCAAGUCGAAGGAGAUAGUUCAAGAGGAGCAGUACCGAGACGAUCCGGAAGCUGUUCCAGUUCUUCCUCCUCCUCUUCUUCCUCCUCUUCCUCUUCCUCCUCCUCCUCUUCUUCCUCUUCCUCCUCCUCAUCCGGUAAAUCCUCGGAUCUUCAUAUUUCACCACGAAACUUGUCCAAUAGUUUCUCCAAAAACGAGAAUUCUUUCCUUAACAAUAGAAAAGUCUCGAGCCCCACUCAAACGGACAACACUGGUUCUUCCAAUAGAUCCAGUUCACCUGUUCGCUCGAAUCAAACGAAAGAGAUAGAAUUGCGAAUGGAUAGGUCCUCUUUAUCGAGCAAAUCUAGAUCAGGAGGAAGAUCUUCGACUUCUUCCGUAUCGAGCUGCGUAUCGAAAGCUUCCUCCUCGUCGUCAUCGAGAAAUUCUCCGGUCGAAGAGGACAUAUCGUUUUCUCCAAUGUCGCCAUGCGUAUCACCUCAACCGGGAAUAGAGGGAUUGACACUGUUACAACGUACAGAGGUUGUGCUUCGAGUGAACACGGCUACCAGUGACGUUGCCUCGCAGACAGAUAUUCCAGAAACAACAGAGAUUGAAUCAUCGACAGUCAAGAUUCGGGAAAUUCUUCUUUGCAGAAAGAAAUUACCAGAAGAGAUCGAAUGCGAGGAACUGGGUCGAGACUUGGCAAGUCAGCUCAAUCCGAACGAUAAGCUGGUACCUCUUUUAGUUCCAGCUCCAGAGCAUAAAAAACCCACAGACUAUGUUACCGGUCUGUUCAGGGUGGAAGCGACUUUGCAUCCGCGACCUAAACGUCGAUCGUCUCUCGAAGAACCAACGACCCCUUGCUCGGAUAAUGGAGACGAGGAAAAAAAGCACGAGUCGAUACCCUCGACUCCGUUAUCGGCAGAUUCAACCAGUCCUCUAUCCCCGACGUCCGCUUAUUUCACCACAUCCGAAGGAAAGGCAAGGUUUCUCACGAGAUAUUCACGUGACGUGACUGUUGAGGGAUCGACGAGACAGGAAGAUGUGCCGCCUAUCAUUCCAACCAAUAGCCUUGAUCUCAGGCAGAAAAAGGAGGAGUUGAUGAUGAGCCUGGACAAGAAGCUCGUGGUCCUAAGAGCCGAGCAGGAAGCAGUUCGCGAAGAGGGAGAGGUGAACGAGGCUUUGGGAGCAAGAGUCGCAACAAGGAUCUCCGCUGUUGCUCGACCAGCGGAAGCGUCCAAGUAUCGGUUGCACGUAGAGGAAGUAGGCAAAAUCACGAGUCUUCUUCUCGGCCUGAGUGGCAGAUUAGCUCGAGCUGAGAACGCUCUCUACGGAAUGCCGGCAGAACACGCGGAAAGGAAAAUACUCGAGAGCAAGAGGGAUAAGUUGAUGGAUCAACUCGAAGAAGCGAAGAUUCUGAAAAGUAAUAUUGACAAGCGUAGCGUGAACGUGUCGACGAUCCUGUCCAAGUACCUGAACGAGGAAGAAUUCGCGGAUUAUCAACACUUCAUCAAUAUGAAGGCGAAGCUGAUCGUGGACGGUCGGGAGAUCCAGGACAAGGUGAAGCUCGGGGAGGAGCAGUUAGCCGCGCUAAGGGAAGCGAUCGAUUAGUAAAACGCGAGCUUGAUCGUGAACCCGAUCGUAUUUAAAGGCGUGAUUAUCAGAGGCGUGUGCUUCUUCAAGCAUAAUAAUAUCUUUUUAUAUAUAAAAAAGAUUCAAGAUGUUUCGCAAUUUGUUAAUUUUGCAAACGAUCUUAUCACUCGUGCGUUCGUUCGAAUCAAUGAGUCGAACGUGAUAACUUUAUAUAAGAAUAGGUGUAUUGAUAACUUGAAAUUGUAUUUCUUUUUUUUUUCAUUUUUUCAUUUUUUUUUUAAACACGCGUUCAUCGUACACGUUACGUGUCUUUUAAGUCUUGAAUGGAUCAAAAUGGAGAAUUUCAUCAUAUCGUGUUUUUAUGCGGAAGUAAAAUCACUGGUCUCAUGGGUGCGAACGAUCUUAAAGAUCGAAGCAUGAUCCAGAGACGGCCUCGAAUGCCUAGUCGUUGCCGAUCUCCCUCCCUUUCCCAUUGAUCGUAUCGUGUGUUCCACGUGAUCUGAACAAGGAUCGAGAACAGAAUAUAUCGUAAUAAGUGUCACUAAUAAUGAUACGAUAACGAUGAAAUAAAACGAUGGUAAAACGAUCAAGCGAAGGCAAAAUUUUCUCGUUUCUUUUUCGUUAAUUUUUGUAAAAUUAUACGAUAUGAAAUUGACCUUCGAUCGUCUUUUUAUUCAAUUCGAAUAAAAUUACCGUGGUUAACGCGAACAAAUCUUACACGGAUGACACGAUGCAAAGCUCGAAAAACAGAUCGCAAACAGUUACGGCCUCGACGUGUACUGUUCGCGGUAGAGCGUGGACGCAAAUAAAUAAAAGCAAACAACUGUACAACGUACAGAUGUUUCCAUCACACGGUUAGCAUAAUGUCAGUUGAGAAACUCAUCUCGCGAAAAGAUUUUUGACCUAGAAUUACUUCUGGUGCCUUCUUAUAUACGAUAUGUGAUAUAAAGAGUAAGGAUAAUACUAUAUUUGUAUAUCCGAAACGAUACAGGCAAACCAAGUGACGUUAUAACAUGUAUAUAAUUAUAAAAGAUAAGACAAGUUAGUAUUUAAGCGAUGAGCGUAAUGUAGGAAACACGCGAUACAUAUACAUCCACACAAAUACAGGUACACACAUGCGCGAUGAUGCAUUACAUGUGCGCGGAUCCAUUCAAAAUCAUUAUACAUGCUCACGUAUACACAGUGAUUACUAUUUUUUAUGUUUUUGUUCUAAUCUCGGAGACUCUCGUGAGCCUCUAUGACGCUUGUGAUCUUACUUAUUUCUCUACGACUGUACCAAGGACUCUCGAAAGCAAAUGUGUCAAAGAUAAAUCGAAACGAUUUCGAGCCUCCUUGGUGGUUUUGCGAAAAAUUUUAUGCCUCGGUCAUUUUUCAAUUUUUUAUCGUUACUUCUUUUCCCUGCCUUUGAAUAUUUUUUUGUUAUUAUUAUUAUUAUUAUUAUCAUACACUAUACAUCUUGCGUACACCACACCCUUACCUUCUUCGCUUCGACGAUCGUCCCGUGGUGAUCAAUCUCGACGACGAAUCGCAGAACGGAGAAGACGCGACAGAAAUUCGGAGAAGCGAAGGAUCCUCCGGUUUUUUGAGCUCGGUAAUGAAAUACUUACUUGUAGACUCAAAAAUUCCGAGAUGGAGUCCGUCCUCUGUUACUCGUUCCAGCGAAAAGUUCGUGGCAAAAAUUACGUAACUUUUUAGCCAAGUCUUAAACGAAAAAUAAAAAUAAUAUCGUAAUAUUUACAUUUCUAUCGUUAUUUAGCGAAAAUAAAGCGAAAAUCGAGAUCAAAUUGUAUUUCCGAUAUCGUCUAUUUCGAUAGAUAGUUAGAUAAUUCGUUAAAUCUAUCGGUUAUCCGUUAUAUCAUUAUCGUUGAUCAUAUUAAUUUCCAUCCAUUUAAGAAUGCGCGGAUCGUAUUCAAACCAUUGGAAUUUCAACCCAUAUGAAACGUACGUACGGUGUCGAUCAAUUUAUAACCGAAACAGAUCGAAAAUGAUUCGAUAAAUCAGAGAAUGAUCGAAGUUGAUCGAAUCGUUUCGCAGAGGACGAGCAAAACGAGCACACAAAAUUCGUAUCGCGCGUGAAAGACUGAGCACAGGGCAUAAAAUUUUGCAACAACAUUAUAGUCAGUUUUUGUUCCUCGUUUAUUUUUCGAUCGUUCGCAAGAUACCGCGCUGAUACGGCAGCGAUACUGUAAUCUCGCCGCCUGAAUAACCACAUUUCGUAAUGCGCUUGCAAGCAGCGUUACAGCGUCCCGUCAUAUUCAUCGUGGUGAUACGCGGAAAAUUGUAUAUAACAAAUCCAGUUAAUUUGAGAAUAAAGUGAAAAAUGAAAAUGAACGAAAAAAAAAAGAAAAAAAAAAAAAAGAAAAAAUGAAAGACUUGGACGAAAAAAAUGAUAAAGAAACCAUGGUGCUCUGCAUAAUCUAUUUUUUACGAAAAAAAAAAAAAAAAACGUUCCAUUAAUGCGUAGGAUAUAUUUACUAAGUACGCUAAGUUCGUUCAAUAUUUAAUAAUAUCUCCUUUUUUCCUCUUUCGUGUACAUAUUCUUUACAAGCAUAAACAAUAUUAGUUUUAAUGCGAUGCGAGGAGGACCCGUUUGAUAAAACAAUCUACACACGCUGCACACACGCGUCACAUAUAUGUAAGCGGCGACGAUAGGUCAUUGUGUUAGUCUGACAAUAUUAUCGCAUAUUUCGAAUGUAUCACGAAAUCAUUACGAUAACUAUCUUUCUCAAACUCGCUUGCAAUAAUAAAUAAUACCGUUGAAAAUUAA
This is a messenger RNA of Apis mellifera (honey bee), 10412 nucleotides long. RefSeq names its product nuclear receptor coactivator 6. Gene Ontology annotation, biological process: actin filament organization. Gene Ontology annotation, molecular function: actin filament binding. Gene Ontology annotation, cellular component: cortical actin cytoskeleton; adherens junction; apical junction complex. The record is from RefSeq and is a predicted model, not a curated record. Lineage: Eukaryota; Metazoa; Arthropoda; Insecta; Hymenoptera; Apidae. The transcript is spliced from 14 exons. The coding region runs from base 575 to 7663 and encodes 2362 amino acids.